CAUCAAAACAAAAACAAAACAAAACAAAAAUAUGAAAGAAGCACUAUCCAUAUUGUGUCUUGUUCUUCUUGUUUCGGUUUCCGAAGCAGCAAUAACUAAACCACAUUUUGGAAACUUCAUCAGAUGCCUUCGCUCUCGCACUAGUCAGGAGAAUCCCAUCAACGAUGCCAUCUUCACCGCCGAGAACACCACCACCUUCUUGUCUUCGUACGUGUCAUACACGAAAAACAAGAGGUUCACGAGCCCUAACUACAAAACACUGAUGGCCAUUGUCACGGCAAAACAUGUAUCUCAUGUUCAGGCCACGGUGGUCUGCGCAAAGUCCAAUGGCAUCCAGCUCCGUAUCAGAAGCGGCGGUCACGACUACGAGGGGCUUUCUUACAUGUCCGCUGUGCCAUUUGUGAUCCUCGAUAUGUUCAACCUUAGGUCAAUUACCGUUGACGUGUCAAGCAAGAAAGCUUGGGUUCAAGCUGGUGCGACCUUGGGAGAGCUCUACACAAAGAUCAACGACGCGAGCAAAACGUUAGCGUUCCCAGCUGGCGUCUGCGCAACCGUGGGAGCUGGAGGACACAUCAGCGGUGGAGGGUACGGUAAUCUCAUGAGAAAAUACGGAAUCACGGUGGAUCAUGUUGUUGAUGCUCAAAUAGUCGAUGUCAACGGCAAGCUCUUGAACCGGGCUAGCAUGGGAGAAGAUCUCUUUUGGGCCAUUCGCGGUGGUGGUGGUGGGAGUUUCGGAGUUAUCCUCUCUUGGAAACUCAACCUCGUGGAGGUUCCAAGGAUCAUGACAGUGUUUAGGGUUAACAAAACAUUGGAACAAGGAGGCACUGAUGUUCUCUACAAGUGGCAGCUUGUCUCAACCAAACUUCCAGAAACUCUUUUCAUCAGAGCAAUGCCUCAGGUCGUAAAUGGAACGAGGCGCGGGGAGAAAACCAUCGCGGUUGUGUUCUAUGCUCAGUUCAUGGGGAGAGCCGAUGAGCUGAUGGCUAUAAUGAACCAGAGCUUGCCUGAACUAGGGCUAAAACGUGAAGAUUGUCAAGAAAUGAGCUGGCUUAACACAACGUUGUUUUGGGCUGAUUAUCCUGCCGGCACACCGACAAGCAUCCUCUUGGAUCGACCGUCGAGCCCUGGAGAUUUCUUCAAGAGCAAGUCAGACUACGUCAAGAAACCAAUCCCCAAAGAAGGUAUGGAGAAGCUUUGGGCGACAAUGUUGAAAUUCAAGAACGUUGUGUGGAUGCAGUGGAACCCUUACGGUGGCGUGAUGGAUAGGAUUCCGGCGACCGCCACGGCGUUUCCUCACCGGAAAGGAAACUUGUUCAAGAUUCAGUACUUUACUACAUGGUUGGACGCAAACACCACAGAAGCUAGCUUAAAAAUGAUGAGGGAGUUUUACGAGGUUGCGGAACCGUAUGUGUCAAGCAACCCGAGAGAGGCGUUCUUUAACUACAGAGACAUGGAUGUUGGAAACAAUCCGAGUGGUCAGACAAACGUCGAUGAGGCUAAGAUCUAUGGUUCGAAAUAUUUCUUGGGGAAUUUGAAGAGGCUGAUGGAAGUUAAAGCCAAGUAUGAUCCUGAGAACUUCUUCAAGAACGAGCAGAGUAUUCCUCCUGCUAGUAACUAGUAGUGUUACUCAAAUUUAUUUAUCGGUGUAAUAAGUUAUGUGUGCAUGUGUUAUCAGCCUAUAUUGUUUUCUUUAUUGUUCCAUUUGUAUUAUGAUCAUUCGGUUGUAUUUAUUCUUUACACAAUUAAUGAAUAAUUUCACGGAGUC
Brassica oleracea var. oleracea is the source of this 1765-nucleotide messenger RNA. RefSeq names its product reticuline oxidase-like protein. Lineage: Eukaryota; Viridiplantae; Streptophyta; Magnoliopsida; Brassicales; Brassicaceae. The transcript has a single exon. Gene Ontology annotation, molecular function: oxidoreductase activity; FAD binding. Bases 32 to 1618 code for a protein of 528 amino acids. The record is from RefSeq and is a predicted model, not a curated record.